AUGUCUCAACCACAAAUCGGUUCUUCAGCAUCUUUCCUACCUCUACCACAUUUCUUUGAGAAGGAGUGGCAAGUGAUCCGUCACUAUUUGACACCCUUCGCUACCAACAAGUCUCAAAUACAUUCGAUCAAUGAUUUUGUUCGGAUCGUAAAGGAAUUGGAUCAAGAGGUCCGAACCACAUCUCAUCAAUUCAAAGAAGACAAAGAUCUCGAGAAAACCAAUCAAUAUGAAGAAGAGUUAGAAAGUUCAACGGAUUAUCAUUUUCAUAACAUUUCAUUUCUUUUCAAGAAGGGUGGUGAUGGUAAAGGAGAACAGAAAUUUUGUACAACAAUCUUUCCAAGUAUUGUGAAAUGGGCUUUGCAAGUUCAAGAAUUAAUUCCUGAAGGUUAUUUACCAAUUUUAGAAAUUUCAAAAGCAUGCGAAUUGAGUUUAACGCGUAGACAAAUGCGGUCUAUUUUAAGUUGUGCUUUUUUGUGCUUGUUUCAUAAGAGAAAAGGCAUGCAGCAUCCAAAAUGUCAUGAUUUUGAAUUUGGCCUGUUUUUGAGUGUUGCAAGCUCUACCUUCCUCACAUCACUCAUCAAUUACUUUGACAAGCAUUGCCAAUUGGAAAUUUCUUCUCAGGGAGAAGCUGUCCUCAAUGAAAUCAUGAUUAUAGAAAGAAGAGUGUUACAAAUGAAUGGUGUGGAAAAUUCAUUACUAAACGAUCCAAGAACCAUGAUUCCUCUCAAAUUUGUCUCUGGAAAAAUUCAAGACAAUUUAGACACUCUCAUGGUUGAUUUUGCUAAUUGCAUGAUUGGUGGUCAUGUGUUAUCUGGAGCGGUUGCACAAGAGGAAAUCAUGUUUGCUGAAAUUCCUGAAUUAUUUAUUUCAAUAUUGGUUUGUCCUCAAAUGCAACCCAACGAGACGAUUCGAAUGGUGGGUUGGAGAAGAUACUCCAACAUUAAGGGUUACAUUCGAAACAUGUCUUUUGAAGAUUAUGAAGACAAACAACCCUUAGUAAUUGAAAAUGUUAAAAGCAAUCAACUCAUUGCAAUGGAUGCUUUGCAAGGAAUGGGACGAAUGCAAUUCCAAAAAGACUACAUCACAAGAGACUUGCUCAAAGCUGUGUGUGGAUUUGCAAUGCACUCUUCGAAGAAUAUUUUACAGCCUUACACUGAUCCUUCUGUGCUCUCAAAAAUGAAUGACACGAUACCAGUGGCAUCAGGAUUUUGGGGGUGUGGUAUGUUUGGAAAUGACAAGUAUUUGAAAGUGAUUCAGAGUUGGAUGGCAGCAACCAUUUGUGAUCGCCCUUUGAUUUAUAUUCAUACGUUUUCACCAGAUGAUGCUAAAAUUGAAGAAGAAUUUAAUAGCAAAGUGGUUCCAGCAAUUGUUGAACGGUCUGUAACACUUGGAGAGCUACUUUCCUAUGUGUUAUUGGAAUUUCCAAAAGAAAAGAGAGAAUAUCCAGAAUUGACUCUUUUUGAGGCUAUCAAACUAAAGUUUCUGAAUUAA
Molecule: messenger RNA, 1491 nt
Organism: Naegleria lovaniensis
Lineage: Eukaryota; Heterolobosea; Eutetramitea; Acrasida; Naegleriidae
Exons: 1
Coding region: 1-1491 (496 amino acids)
Biological process (GO): ATP generation from poly-ADP-D-ribose; nucleotide-sugar metabolic process; carbohydrate metabolic process
Cellular component (GO): nucleus; cytoplasm
Molecular function (GO): poly(ADP-ribose) glycohydrolase activity
Source: RefSeq, a predicted model, not a curated record